This is a messenger RNA of Aegilops tauschii subsp. strangulata, 1397 nucleotides long. Its product is annotated as AT-hook motif nuclear-localized protein 22. The record is from RefSeq and is a predicted model, not a curated record. Lineage: Eukaryota; Viridiplantae; Streptophyta; Magnoliopsida; Poales; Poaceae. Gene Ontology annotation, molecular function: DNA-binding transcription factor activity; minor groove of adenine-thymine-rich DNA binding. Gene Ontology annotation, cellular component: nucleus.
CCAGUCGGGAGCCAAGAGAUGAGCCUCCCGUUUGAUCGUAGCAGAGUGGUUUUGAUUGUGCCAGUGCGACUACGACUGCUACCCCGCGCCCGCGCCGACGAGAGCAGAGAAGCGAAGCGAAUUCUAGAAGGAGCCGUAAAUAAAUACUCCUCCUAGCCGGUGAGAGCAACGCCAACGCCCAUAGUUCCGUCCCAUACCACACAACCACUAGCUAGCAACCAGAGACUCACUGCCGCCGCCGCCGCCGCUGCUUGCAUUGGAGGCGCUAGCCUAAGGCUGUGCCAUCUUCGUUCUUCGACGACGACCGCGAAAAUUGUAGGGCUGGCAGACUGGUGGCCGGCCGGCGCGGCGGCCGAAGCCCAAGCCGAGGAGAUGGGGAGCAUGGACGGCCACCCGCUCCAGGGCAACCACGCCUACGCCCACGUCCCUGCCGGCAGCAACAACGACGAGGACGACGCGUCGCCGCCGCCCUCGGCCGGCGGGGGGUCCUCGGGGUCGGGCCGCCGGCCGCGCGGCAGGCCCCCGGGGUCCAAGAACAAGCCCAAGCCGCCCGUGGUGGUGACGCGGGAGAGCCCCAACGCGAUGCGCUCCCACGUGCUGGAGAUCGCCAGCGGGGCCGACAUCGUCGAGGCCAUCGCGGCCUUCUCCCGCCGCAGGCAGCGCGGCGUCUCCGUCCUCAGCGGGAGCGGCGCCGUCACCAACGUCACGCUGCGCCAGCCCGCGGGGACCGGGGCGGCCGCCGUCGCCCUGCGGGGGCGGUUCGAAAUACUCUCCCUGUCCGGCGCCUUCCUCCCGGCGCCGGCGCCGCCCGGGGCGACGGGGCUCGCCGUCUACCUCGCGGGCGGGCAGGGGCAGGUGGUCGGAGGCAGCGUGAUGGGGGAGCUGCUCGCGUCGGGCCCCGUCAUGGUGAUCGCGGCCACGUUCGGCAACGCCACGUACGAGAGGCUGCCGCUGGAUCAAGACGCCGAGGAGGGCGCUGUGCUGUCCGGGUCGGAGGGCGCCGCCACGCAGCUGGAGCAGCAGGGCAGCGGGGGCGCCGCCGUGCCCCCGCCGAUGUACGCCGUGCCGCAGACGCCGCCCAGCGACAUGUUCGGGCAGUGGGGGCAGGCGGCCGUGGCGCGGCCUCCGCCGACGUCAUUCUAGCGCUGCACCGGCGAAUCCUCGCGCGCGCGGUUCCUCUACCUAGCUAGUUUAGCUUUCUGCUUCUUCCCUAGUCGUUUGCCUAGCUUCCAUUAUCUUGUUAAUUAAUGUGCUAUGUCAUGCAUGGGUACUUGUAUGGUAUAUUUUUUCCCUUUUUUGUUUUCAUUCCUCUUCCGUCUUUGAAGCUUGGGAAUGUAAAAUUCCUACAGGUAUCAAGAACCCAACGAACAAUGGUUGCUCGUCAAUUAGCUUCUUAA